AUGUUGAUCAACUACCAAAAAGUGACAAACUGCUAUACUGAUUUAUUACAGGUUUAUAUUGAUGUUGUAAAAGGUCAAAAAAUAUUAACAAUAGAAGAACAAUUACUAAAAAGAAUUAUGGCUAAAAUUAUCAAUACAAAGUAUGAAACUUCAACAAUUUGUAGUGAAUCAACAAAAACAACAAAUUUGUCAUCUUCUGGAUCUAGUUAUUCUAUGGUUGGAGCUGAAGUUUGGGUUGGAUCAAAACCAUCAUUUAUACCUUCCAAAAUUGGAUUUGCUGUUCCCCUCCUCCACCUACAUCCUUUAUCGUCGUCAUCAUGGCUGUAUUAA
Messenger RNA from Entrophospora sp. SA101, 330 nucleotides. Lineage: Eukaryota; Fungi; Glomeromycota; Glomeromycetes; Entrophosporales; Entrophosporaceae. The record is from the annotation of a GenBank genome assembly.